Molecule: messenger RNA, 4043 nt
Organism: Solea senegalensis (Senegalese sole)
Lineage: Eukaryota; Metazoa; Chordata; Actinopteri; Pleuronectiformes; Soleidae
Gene: cnga2b
Product: cyclic nucleotide gated channel subunit alpha 2b
Exons: 7
Coding region: 306-2399 (697 amino acids)
Biological process (GO): monoatomic cation transmembrane transport
Cellular component (GO): plasma membrane; intracellular cyclic nucleotide activated cation channel complex
Molecular function (GO): protein-containing complex binding; cGMP binding; intracellularly cGMP-activated cation channel activity
Source: RefSeq, a predicted model, not a curated record
CAGAGGAGAAGGAGGAGGAGGAGGAGGUCGUCCCAGAAGACUCCUCAGUCUGAAGCAGAGACUUCUCCAUGAUGCAGUGUGUCCUCACCAUCUGAGGAUCGUGUUGACGCAGUUGGGAAGAAGACGGGAGACUCACGUCAGGAGGAGAACCACAGAUGAUGUUGCGAGAGCUGCAGUUUUUACUCAGAACAUGGACUGAGAGCACUGACAAUGGACUGGCUGCUCUGGAGGCAUCUGUGUGAAAUCACCAUGAGAACUUUGUUUCAAUUUCUUAUUUAACGGACCUUAAGUCAUUAGAUCUGAAGAUGACGGGCCAGACAGCGGAGAGGGAUCGCUCUCCUCACAAUCUCUCAGUGAAGACCACGCUGGAGGAGGACAUCGAGAGAGCUGAGAGCAUUCUCAGCAGGGUGCCAUCUGUGUGUGAUGACACAUCCUCAGAGCUACAAAGAGUCGCUGCUCUCGACCCUCGUGGAAAUAAUUCCCGAAAUUCUUUUCAAAGGAGUGGUGCUGUCUCAAGACUGGUGAACCUGGUGGUCAGACUCAGAGAAUGGGCACACAGGAGUCUGGUGGAGGAGGAGCGGCCGGACUCUUUCCUGGAGCGUUUUCGAGGUCCUGAGCUAAGAACAGCUCCCAGCCGCAACAGCAACACACAACCAGAUGCUAAUGGAAACAAUGCUAAAGGGAUCUUCAGGAAAAAGUGGGAAUUGUUUGUGGUGUCGCCAUCCGAUGACGCGUACUACCGCUGGUUAUUUGUAAUCGCCACUGCUGUGCUGUACAACUGGUUCCUUGUUGUCGCAAGGGCAUGCUAUGAUGAGUUACAGGUGAGUAAUUACAUCUGUUGGCUGGUGUUGGACUAUCUCUCAGACACCAUAUUUCUCAUGGACUCAUGCGUCCGACUUCGCACAGGAUUCCUGGAACAGGGUUUGCUGGUGAAGGACCAUGCCAAGCUCAGAGACAGCUACAUUCGCACACUGCAGUUCAAGCUGGACGUGCUGUCCAUCCUGCCCACUGACCUGGCCUACAUUACCACCGGCAUCCACACGCCCCAGCUCAGGUUCAACCGUCUGCUGCGCUUCCCACGCAUGUUUGAGUUCUUUGACCGCACGGAAACGCGCACCAACUAUCCCAAUAUCUUCCGGAUCUGUAACUUGGUGCUUUAUAUCCUGGUCAUCAUUCACUGGAAUGCCUGCAUCUACUAUGCGAUAUCCAAGUCUCUGGGAUUUGGCUCGGACACUUGGGUGUUCCCUAACAACUCCAGACCUGAGUUUCGGACACUGACUCAGAGUUACGUCUACUGUCUGUACUGGUCAACUCUUACUCUGACCACCAUUGGGGAAAUGCCUGCACCUGUGCGAGAUGAGGAGUACCUAUUUGUGGUCUUUGACUUUCUUGUUGGGGUACUGAUCUUUGCCACAAUUGUUGGAAAUGUCGGCUCCAUGAUUGCCAACAUGAAUGCGACCCGCGCUGAGUUUCAAGCGCGGAUUGAUGCCAUCAAACACUACAUGCACUUCCGCAAAGUCAGUAGAGAAUUAGAGACACGCGUCAUUAAAUGGUUUGACUACCUUUGGACAAACAAGAAAGCAGUAGAUGAACAGGAGGUUCUCAAGAACUUGCCAAAUAAACUGCGGGCUGAGAUUGCUAUUAAUGUCCACCUGGAGACCCUGAAGAAAGUCCGCAUCUUUCAAGACUGUGAGGCAGGACUGCUGGUGGAGCUUGUGCUCAAACUGCGACCACAGGUCUUCAGUCCGGGGGACUACAUCUGCAGAAAGGGGGACAUUGGUAAGGAGAUGUAUAUCAUCAAGGAGGGGAAGCUGGCUGUGGUGGCUGAUGAUGGGGUCACCCAGUACGCUCUGCUGACUGCCGGCAGCUGCUUUGGGGAAAUCAGCAUUCUUAACAUAAAAGGUAGUAAAAUGGGCAAUCGAAGGACUGCCAACAUUCGCAGCUUGGGUUAUUCUGAUCUCUUCUGCCUCUCUAAGGAUGAUUUGAUGGAGGCAGUGACUGAGUAUCCAGAUGCUAAGAAUGUUCUGGAAGAGAGGGGCCGGGAGAUCCUGAUGAAGGAGGGUCUUUUGGAUGAGAGCAUAGCGAGUGGUGGGAUGCAGAAGGAGGACACAGAGGAGAAGGUGGAGAGGCUGGAGUCCUCUCUGGACACACUUCAGACUCGCUUUGCCCGUUUACUUAGUGAAUACACACACACACAGCAACGGCUGAAGCAGCGGAUCACUCUCCUGGAGCGGCAGCUGAAUCAAAUGGAUUGCGGUGCAGAUGCAGACCAUGACACUGGAGCACAAGCAGAGGUGGUGAAUGAAACAGAGCCAGUGGCUCAUAGUGCCCUCAAAGAGGAGUCUCCACCUGAGGAUGAUGUGCAGAGAGAGGACAAGAACUUAACAUCAAAACACUAACUAACCCUGAGGACGUUUAUAUGAAAUACUGUGUUAUAUGCCCAUUCUCAUUACCAGAGCACCGCUCUGUCACGGCCUCUGGCGUCGCCUUACAGGGAACACAACUGCUCAAAGUGUCCAUCUACACUUCACUGUGAGCAUCGAGCUGGUACUGAGCAGUCACUGACAAGGGAAAUAUAUACUAUUUAUUCGUUCAUCCAGUCACCAGUCCAUCACUAGGCCAACAACCAUUCACUCUCACAUUCACACCUACAGUUAAUUAGGAAACCAGGAAAUCCCACGUGCACACGUGAAGAACAUGCAAACUCCACCUUCAUUCAAACCUGAGUCUUUCUGCUGCAAGGCAACAGUGCCUAGCUGCUAUACCAAAAUAUACACUAGCUGGUUGUUACAGUUGUUAUCAUAAUAAAAUGAAAUACACAUUUUUGUAUCUUUCAUUUUAUUAGUCAACUCUAUCAAAUAAAAUAAAACAUUUUAAUGUUAUAUUUAGAUUCAGUAGUACUGCUGUAAUACAUUGAUAGACACAGGAAGUAGUCACGCUUUGCACAUGCACAGAAUAAAUCAGGUUUCCGGGAACAGGUCAGGCAGUGAGAGGCAGAGCUGCUAAUAUUGCUAAAGUGAUGACGACAUGAUGAUUGUCAAUGUUGUGUUCACGCUGUCCAGUUUUAAACAAGUUACUCAGGAAGUGAAUCUGUUCAAUUUUACAUAAUACUCCUUUAAUAAGAGUGAUCAUGUUACUUUACUUUAUGACUUGGUAUCCCAAGUACAAAGUUACAGUGCUUGUUAUAUUAUAUUUUAUUACUUUUGGAAGUACAAUCAAACUAAAAUGCAACAAAAAUGCCUGCAAACAUGACAGUGUCUCCCAAUGUUACCGGUUUUGUGCAUAUUCCUUAUGAUUUGACCUGCUGUGUGUACAUAUAAUCAUAAUCACAUAUGCAGUAACUCUUAUUUUACCCACUUAGUACCCAGGUAGCCUGGUAGCCUCUUAAGUGCGGAAGGGAUGAUACCACUUAAGUAUCUACUGAUACUGAUAUUAGUCAGAUACAGUAUUUUAGACCAUUUAUGAGCGAUUAAAAACACAUUUGUGAUGAGUCAUUUCAAAGCCACAAUUCUCCAACUGUGUAAAAAAUAUUGUUCUCCCAAAAAGAAAUAAACAGCCCAAACAAAAUCAGAUCCAGUGACUAGUAUACUGUCCCCAUCCCUUGUAUUAAGUGGUCAUGGGCUUGUGGAGCCACCAUGGAAACCACAAACAAACCUGCGUGGGACCACAUAUAAAAUGGUGGCUGGGCUGUACACCGGCUUUCACCCUAAAUCAAGUGGGAUUGGCUCCAGCUCCCCCGUGACCAUCAUGUGGGGGAUAAAGCCGUGGAAAAUGAACAAGAAAAAGACUUGGAACUAGGAGAACAGUGCUGGUGAUUGCACUGCUGCACACCACCACAAAGAAUGGACUCUGGAUGCAGUUCAGCAUCACGUGGCAAACCCAGCCCCAUUUAAAGUGGCAUUUCAGGAGUCCAAGAGUACAAAAACUCAUGACCUUAUGUUUUAACAGCCAUGAUGACAAUUUUUUUUAUCACUGUAAAGAGAUUUCUGCAUGUCAAUAAAUAUGAAAAAAAACAAACAGCCCAAACUGGCAGAGCCCAAACA